This is a messenger RNA of Salvia splendens (bonfire salvia), 2655 nucleotides long. RefSeq names its product putative receptor-like protein kinase At3g47110. Bases 3 to 2516 code for a protein of 837 amino acids. Gene Ontology annotation, molecular function: protein binding. The record is from RefSeq and is a predicted model, not a curated record. The transcript is spliced from 3 exons. Lineage: Eukaryota; Viridiplantae; Streptophyta; Magnoliopsida; Lamiales; Lamiaceae.
UAAUGGGGAAUUUCACCUUUUCCAUUGCUCUUUCAAUAUUGUUAUUACAUAGCUUUGCUCUCUCCUUUAAUUCUAUCACCACAGAUAAGCAUGCACUUAUUUCCUUCAAAAACUCCAUCACUUCCGACCCUAAUGCUAUCUUGAACACCAAUUGGUCUCAAAAUUCAUCCGUUUGUAAUUGGAUUGGCGUGUCGUGCGGCCUCAAACACGGCCGCGUCACUGCCCUCAAUCUCUCUGGCUACGGCCUUGCUGGAACUGUUGCUCCACAUCUCGGAAACCUUACGUUUCUCAGAUAUUUGGACUUCAGUUUCAACAGUUUCAGUGGGAUGCUACCCUUUGAGCUAUCGAAACUGCGUCGUUUGAAGGUGAUGAACGUGGGAGUGAAUUCAUUCACAGGAGAAAUACCAACAUGGUUGGGAAGUUUCCCUCAACUAGAGGAAAUCUAUCUGAACAACAAUACCUUCUUAGGUACAAUUCCUACACCUUUGUUUAACAAUUCCAUGUUACAAAUAGCAAACCUUAACAAUAAUGUGUUGAGUGGGCCUAUACCACAUGGUAUUUUCAAUGUUGAAGAAAUUAGAAUUGGAAAUAAUAGGCUAUCAAGUUGGCUCCCAAGUGAUAUGUGCAACAAUAUGUCCAACGUUAAAUUACUAGAACUCGAUAAUAACGAACUUGAAGGGCAUAUUCCAUCCAAUAUAUGGAAAUGCAAACAUCUCGAGAUCUUGAGCUUAGCGUUCAACGCGUUUAGUGGCAACAUCCCUCGUGCAAUUGGAAAUACGAGCAUGCUUUUGGUGUUGUCCUUGGCGUACAAUAAUUUCACAGGGAAUAUUCCAGCAAAUAUAUGGAAAUGCGAACAUCUUGAAUAUAUGGCCUUAAACCACAAUAAUCUCGGAGGCAACAUCCCUCGUGCAAUUGGAAAUAUGAGUGUGCUUAAAGAGUUGUACUUGGCGUACAAUCAUUUCACGGGUGAAUUACCACAAGAGAUUGGCGCUUUUCCAAUACUCAAGGAGUUUGCUGUCUUCGACAAUCUCUUAUAUGGAUCCAUCCCAUCUUCCAUAUACAACAUAUCAACAUUGAAGGCAUUAGCAAUUUCAGUGAAUGAGUUUUCUGGUACACUUCCUUCAAACUUUGGGAAUUCACUUGGCAUUCUUGAAGUGUUUCUGUUGGCCAUGAACAGAUUCAGUGGCCCAAUUCCAACCUCCAUCACCAAUGCUUCCAAACUUAUCCUCGUGGACAUGCAUGGAAACUCAUUUAGUGGCUCCAUACCCUACUUUGGUAGUUUGAAGCUCCUUCAAACACUUCUCCUAUGGGAAAAUAACUUGAGUGCAGCAGAAUUCCCAUCUCAAGAAUUGACAUUUCUCUCUUCAUUAACUAAUUGUCCAAAUUUGCAGCGAUUGGAUGUAUCAUUCAAUCCACUUAAUGGCAUCCUACCUGCUUCAUUUGGAAAUUUUUCCUCAUCUCUUAGGAGAAUUGACUUGGAAAAUUGUAACAUCAUGGGUGUCAUUCCAUCUAAAAUAGCAAACUUUAGCAGUUUGCUAUUACUAAAUUUGGCCAUAAAUCAGCUGAGUGGCCCAAUUCCACCAACAAUUGGGGAAUUAAAGCAACUCCAACAACUUGCUCUUACAAGCAAUCAAUUGGUAGGGUCUAUACCUAAUGAUCUUUGCCAAUUGAAUCAUUUGGGGGAAUUGUUCCUUAGUGUAAACAUGCUUGUAGGUCCAAUACCAGAAUGUUUGGGUGAUGUUAAAUCCUUGAGAGUGAUCAGCUUUUUUUACAACCAAUUUAAUUCAUCUAUCCCACCCAAAUUCUGGGCUCUCACAGACCUUAUAAUUUUGAGCUUGUCCUCCAAUCAUUUGAGUGGUAAUUUGUCAUCUGAGCUAGGAAAUUUGAAGUCACUCACCGAUUUGGAUUUGUCGUCUAAUCAAUUUUCGGGCGAUAUUCCCACUUUGAUUGAUGGUUGCCAAACAUUAGAUUUUCUUAACUUAUCACAUAAUCUGCUUAGUGGCUUCAUUCCUCAGUCAGUGGGAAAGGUUAAAGGAUUGAGAACAUUGGAUUUAUCUUACAAUAAUCUCUCCGGGUCAAUACCCAAGUCCUUAGAAGACCUUCACUUUCUUGGAAAUUUUAAUGUUUCCAACAACAAGCUCGAGGGGAAAAUUCCGGAUGGGGGUAAUUUUCCUAACUUUAGUGCUCAGUCUUUUUCUCACAACUUAGCUCUUUGUGGUCCAAUAACAUUCCAAGUUCCACCGUGCCUAGAAAAACGUCAUAGAUCAUGGUUAAAGAAAGCCAUGGUGACACUGGGGGUUUUAUCUGUCAUUGUGGUGAUUGCAACGCUUGUUCUCGUGAGGAUGUGUAAGAAGAAAAAAGCGACACUUUCCGUUGACAUUUCACCACUUACUGCUGAAUACAGAAGAGUUUCUUACCUAGAACUUGAACGAGGGACGGGUUCGUUUAGUGAACCAACCUACUUGGAAGAGGUAGUUUUGGUUGUGUAUUCGAAGCAAUACUUUCCGAUGGGUUGAAAGUUGCGGUAAAAGUGUUCAACUUGGAUCUACAAGGAGCAGCAAAGAGCUUUGAUGCUGAAACUACUAUAUUGAGCAGCAUUCGGCAUAGAAACUUAGUUCAAGUUAUUGGAUGUUGUUGUAAUAUGGAGUUUAAAGC